Molecule: messenger RNA, 438 nt
Organism: Micropterus dolomieu (smallmouth bass)
Lineage: Eukaryota; Metazoa; Chordata; Actinopteri; Centrarchiformes; Centrarchidae
Product: B-cell receptor CD22-like
Exons: 2
Source: RefSeq, a predicted model, not a curated record
AGCUGAAGUGUCACAGCAGUUGUCUUCCACCUGGUCAUCCUUCCUACAUCUGGUACAAGAAUGGAAAGAACAUUUCAGAAGGAACAUCUUAUUCAGCCUCCUUUUAUCCUGCAGACAGUUUUUCCUGUGCCGUAGGAGGAUAUGAGGAGUCCCGCUCUCCUUCAGUGUAUGCUCCAAAGCUUCCCUCUGUGUCAGUGAGUCCCUCUGCUGAGAUAGUGGAGGGCAGUUCAGUGACUCUGACCUGCAGCAGUGAUGCUAACCCAGCAGCUACUUAUACCUGGUAUAAAUAUCAUGGAAAUCCAAACCUUCAUCUUCCCAGUAAAGAACCACAGCUUAUCUUGAGCUCCAUCCUGCCCUCUGACUCUAGAGGGUAUUACUGUGCAGUAGAGAAUGAUCUGGGAAUGAGGACAUCUGGAUUAGUCCCUAUUAAUGUGAAAU